AUGAUAGGAGAGAAGUUGUUAUUGCCCAUACUACUAAUGUCUGUGCUGAGGUUACUGACACUACAGACAUCGUAUGGACAGCAGUUUGCAGAGGAGUCCUGCACUGUUCAAAUCCUUGUCCCUGGACUCAAAGGAGAACCAGGCGAGAAAGGACUAAAAGGAGCACCAGGGAGACCAGGAAGACUCGGUCCAGCUGGAGAUAUUGGUCAUAAUGGGAUUAAAGGUCAGAAAGGCAUAAUGGGACGUUAUGGAAAAGUGGGCCCAAGUGGUUGGAAAGGGGUAAAGGGUGACAUGGGGGAUGCAGGUCCACAAGGCCCUAAUGGAGAUCCAGGUGUUCCAUGUGAGUGCACAUCAAUGAGAAAGACGAUUGGAGAAAUGGACAUUCUUGUGGCACAGCUCUCCUCUGAACUGAAAUUCAUAAAAAAUGCUGUUGCUGGCAUAAAAGAGACGGACAGUAAGGUCUAUCUGUUGGUGAAGGAGGAGAAACGCUACUCCGACGCUGAAGUCUACUGCCAGACGAGGGGAGGGCACCUGGCCAUGCCCAAAGACGAGGGAGCCAACGCGGCCAUCGCAGGGUACAUAACGGAUGCCGGCCUAAACCGAGUCUACAUUGGCAUUCAUGACACGCACCAGGAGGGUGUCUUCACCUACGUGGAUCUCUCUGCCAUGACCACUUUCAGCAAAUGGAGGAAGGGAGAGCCCAACAACGCGUAUGAUGAUGAAGACUGUGUUGAGAUGGUAGCCUCUGGGGAGUGGACGGAUGUGGCCUGCAACCCUACCAUGUAUUUUGUUUGUGAAUUUGACAAGGACAGUGUCUGA
This is a messenger RNA of Notothenia coriiceps (black rockcod), 819 nucleotides long. It is a transcript of the gene colec11, whose product is annotated as collectin sub-family member 11. The transcript has 6 exons. The record is from RefSeq and is a predicted model, not a curated record. The coding region runs from base 1 to 819 and encodes 272 amino acids. NCBI's taxonomy places the organism in Eukaryota, Metazoa, Chordata, Actinopteri, Perciformes, Nototheniidae.